Humulus lupulus (European hop) is the source of this 2139-nucleotide messenger RNA. Its product is annotated as probable inactive receptor kinase At2g26730. The record is from RefSeq and is a predicted model, not a curated record. The transcript is spliced from 2 exons. Gene Ontology annotation, biological process: protein phosphorylation. Lineage: Eukaryota; Viridiplantae; Streptophyta; Magnoliopsida; Rosales; Cannabaceae. Gene Ontology annotation, molecular function: protein binding; protein kinase activity; ATP binding. The coding region runs from base 124 to 1983 and encodes 619 amino acids.
UCACAUUUCACAUAUUCAAAUAUUACAAUCACACACCUACCUUGGUAGUCUCGUCAAAUUGGCAUUUUUCAUUGCUUUGAACCUGUUUCAUCAACAGAAUUUUUUUUUUCUUUUCAUCAAAGAAUGACAAGAAUCUUCAUCUGGGCAUUCCUUAUUUCGAUCAUUCUCGUCAUUCCAAGGUCAAAUUCAGUUGAAGAUGAAGUGAAGAAAACUAUGGUUGAGUUCAUGGACAAGCUUACACCACAAAACAAUAUAUUACUAAGACUAGGCAACUGGGGAUGGAACUCGACUUCGGACCCUUGCAAAGACAAAUGGUUCGGUGUUGAAUGCGACGAUGGAUUCACCAGAGUGAGGAAAAUUGUUCUUGAAAAACUUAGUUUUAAUGGAACCUUUGACGCUUCUUCAUUAUGCUUAGUGACCUCCAUUACUGUCCUUAGUCUCCAGACCAACAACAUAACAGGAGACCUCCCACUGGAGAUUGGAGGCUGUAAAGCCCUGACUCAUUUAUACUUAGCCCGGAACAAAUUCUCCGGUGACCUACCCGACUCACUUUCUCAGCUAAGUAACCUUAAAAGGCUACAUAUCGAAGAUAACAACUUCCAUGGCGACCUCCCUAACCUUUCACGAAUCUCAGGCUUAGUAUCUUUUGUGGCUGAAAAUAACGAGCUUGGUGGGAAAAUCCCGGAUUUCGAUUUCACCAAUUUUGAUAAAUUCAAUAUCUCGAACAACAACUUCUCCGGCCAAAUCCCAGAUGUGAAAGGAAAAUUCAAAGCCGAGAGCUUUCUGGGAAAUCCUUAUUUGUGCGGCAUUCCAUUACCAGACCUCUGCCCACCUCCAUUAAAAUCAGAGAAACCCAAAAAAUCCUCAGCCAAAAAGAUUCUCAUCUAUUCGGGUUACUUGAUCAUGGGCUCAGUCAUUCUCGUCUUUCUUGUUUUCAUAUUCCUCAAGAGGAAAAAACCUCGAGAGGAAAACAUAGAAUCUUCUGAACUGAAAAAGAGAGCAGUAGAUAAGAGUAGCGCGAUGCCGAGUACCAUUGCGCGGUCGGAGUAUUCAUUGACGUCGUUCGAGAGCGGGAGGAUUCCGACGCUGGUAGUUCUGGGAAGCCCGACGAAGACACUUGGGUUGUCGUUUGAGGAGUUGCUUAAGGCUCCGGCGGAGCUUUUGGGGAGAGGAAAGCAUGGGAGCUUGUACAAAGUGAGAGUGGAAAAUGGGGUUACGUUGGCGGUGAAGAGGAUCAAGAAUUGGGAGAUUUCGUUCGAAGAGUUUGAUCGGAGAAUGAGGAAGCUGGACCAGGUGAAGCACCGGCAUGUGUUGCCGCCGGUUGCGUUUUAUUGCUCCGAACAGGAGAAGCUCUUGGUUUAUGACUUUCAGCCUAACGGCAGUCUCUUCCAACUUCUGCAUGGUUCAUCUGAUAGAGAUGGGCAAGUAUUUGACUGGGAAAGUAGACUAAGUGUUGCAGCUAGUAUUUCCGAGGCAUUAGCCUUCAUGCACGAGGAGCUUCAUCAAGAUCGGGUUGGCCAUGGCAACUUAAAGUCCAUGAACAUUCUUUUCAACCAAACUAUGGACCCUUGCAUUAGUGAAUAUGGUCUCAUGGUGGUUGAAAAUCAACACAAUUUAUUGCUAGCAACUUAUGAAGAAGAUUUGGAUCAAAUCCAACCACCUUCUCACACCACCUUCAAGGGUGAUAUCUACGGUUUUGGUGUGAUUCUUCUUGAGCUCUUAACAGGGAGGUUAGUUCAGAAAAAUGGGUUUGAUUUGCCUAAUUGGGUUCAAUCAGUGGUUAAAGAGGAAUGGACUGUUGAAGUAUUUGACAAGGCCUUGAUCUCGGAAGGUGCUAGUGAAGAGAGAAUGGUUAACUUGUUGCUUGUUGCUUUGAAGUGCAUAAAUCCCUCUCCAAAUCAAAGACCUACUAUGAGUCAAGUUUCAAUGAUGAUAAAUGGUAUUAAAGAUGAGGAAAAGAAAUCUAUAUCAUUUGCAUUAUGAGCUAUAUCUAAACUAAUUCUUUCUCAUUUACAUUGGUUACAUAUAGUUAAUUUUAAUUUGUGUUAUGCUUUGAGGUAUCAUAGAUAACACUUUUGAUCUAAAUACAGGCAAUGGGAAAAAAGUUGAAAAUGUUAAAGAGAUAUAUAUAUAUUUUUU